CAUGCGUGUUACUCUACCGGAAGCUGAGUCUGCUGUCUGUGCGCUGUUCUGUGCUUGUGUUCAUCGACAGCAGUACGAUACUGCUUCAUUUCUUUGAUAUUAAUAUGUUAUUUCUUUAAUUUUGUUUUAAUCUUUAUGACGUAUACUCUUGUGUGAUAUAGAUGUGUUUAUGAGUGUGCUCGUGCGGUGGUUUACAGUGUGUUACGCGUCUGAUAUGUGGAGGUGAUUAUCAGGUGAUGGCGCCCACUAAGAUGAAGUUGCGUGUGAAAAAGCGAGAAGGUGGAGGAAAAUCAUCUCAACGUUUACUGGCCAAUGCUUCUCCAGACUCCAAGUGCCCCAUCUGCCUGGACGGCUUUAAUAACGUGGCCUCGCUGGACCGUUGCCUGCAUCAGUUCUGUUUCCGCUGCAUCCGCGAGUGGUCGAAGAACAAAGCCGAGUGUCCGCUCUGUAAGCAGCCCUUCCACUCCAUAUUCCACUCCGUCAAAGGAGAAAACGACUUUAAGGAGUUUGUGCUGCGGCCCGCCGAGAACGGAGCAGUUCCUGCAGCCGAUCCCUCGGAGCGCAUGCUCCGCCCUCGAGUGCUUAGGGGCAGAGAGAGGCGAAGCCAGAGGCUGCAACAGCCCGCCCCUUCCCCUCCGCUAGAUGAUGACGUGAUGUUUGGCGGUUUGUCUGACGCGCCGGGGUUGGCAGGGAACCAAGACAUGCAGCGGAUGGUGAUGCGACUGACGGCGCGCCGCAGGGGGCGGGGCGAAGGCCGAAACCUCAGGCGUCUGCGGGACCAGGAUGUGGUGGCGUUCCGACGCGCACUUUACAGGACCGGCGUGCGUGCGCGGAACACGCGGGACAUGGGGAGGCAAAGGGACGUUUCGGCUACUUUCCUGCGGCAGAACCCCGCGUGCUUGCACCGGCUGUUGCCGUGGCUGCAGCGUGAGCUGACGGUGUUGUACGGGUCACACGGAUCUCUUGUAAACAUCGUGCAGCACGUCAUCAUGUCGCGAAUCACGAACUACAACAUGGAGGACUCGGCCAUCCGGGACGAGCUCCGUCCAUUUCUGCUAGCUCGCACUGACCACUUCCUCCAUGAGCUGGUGAGUUUUGCCCGGUCGACCCUCAGCAUGGAGGCGUAUGACCAGCAGGCCGUCUACGACUGUCCUGCGCCCAGCUACGAGGAGGGCAGUAGCUCUGAUUCCUCUGUUAUCGCAAUCUCUGAGGAUGAUGAGAAUAACAGUGAGGACAAUAUCACAGAGAAUCCUUCUGCUGUACAGGAACCCGCUCCCGCAACACCCGGCACAGAAAAUUUGCUGAGUGAAUCUACGUGGGAUGACGAGACCCCUGGUCCCUCAUAUUCCACUCUCCUGUCCUCUUCCAGCCAAUCACAAGCUGAGGGGCCACAACCAAGCGGCAGCACAGCCCUGCCCCUGAUACCAGCUGAACCUGGCACAAGCAACAGUGUGUCAGGUAGACACGGCGCAGAUGAUGAUGGGGAGGAGGAAGAGUGCCUGAUCGUAGGAUAUGUAAAGCCCAUGGCUGAGCGGACACCUGAGCUGGUUCAGCUCUCUUCUGAUUCGUCUGAAGAGGAGCAGGAAGCGACCGCCAUGGUCACAACGGCCAUAGUUCCAAAAGAAGAGGGAUCCCAGGUACAGUCUCACGUGGACCCGGUUAGCCCUGGCUCCUCCCCAGGCCCCGCCCCCUCAUGCAGUCCCCAGCGCACACACUCGGACUCUCAUGUACAGGAGUCACACAGCAGAGAAAGAAUAAGGAGCUGCUCCCCAUCCUCUCGGGAUCGUCAGGGACAUCGCAGACGACACGGGUCCAAGGAUCGUUUACAAGCAACUAGAGACUGUUUUGACUUCAGUGAUCCCAAGAGGCGCAAAAGCCGGUUACACCAGAACUCUGACUACACGGAGCACGCUGAGACUUGGGAACGAUCACAACCUACAGAAAGUCAAGGUGACUCGCGUGCACGCUCGCCAAGUCAACCGCUUUCGCCUCAGAGCUGGUCAGGCCAGAGUCCACCCGUGUCCAUUUGGAGUGGUAGUGAACAGUCACCCUUCAGAAGUGACAUCAGCAGUGACAAAAGUCCAGAGCGUUCUCAACACAUUAGAGAAAGAUGCCCGCAAUCUAAAGAGCGAGGAAGGAGAAGAAAAGAAAAAAUGAGCAGGUCACAUGACUCUGACUCUUGUAUUAAUUCCCAUCAACCUAGCAGUCGCUCCAGUGAUUCACAAUGGGGUCGUAAGCGCAGGAGACGAUCCAUCAGCAGCAGCAGCGCAGACUCGUGCUCGGAAAGAUUUCGCCUGGACAAGCCUAGCGGCAAACGCAAGUACAAAACCCGUCAUCUAGAGCGAGCCGCCCAGCGCCAGCAGGGUGAGGGACCGACAGCCUCAGAAAAACUGCCGCGACAAGGACGCAAAGAGCGUCGGCGCAGCCGUGAACGACGCCUCAGUCGGAGCCCCAGUGUGGAGAUUAUCUACGAGCGUAAAGCGACCGACUGGCAUCAGCGGAAGAAACGGAGACACCGAAAGAAGAAGAGGGAGCAUCGCUCACCCACGGUGAUCACCAUAGACAGUGACAGCGAUCGUACCAUUGACUGUCUGGACCGCGUCAUAGAUGUUUUAGACCAAACUGCUUCAGGCAUCGAUGAUGAGCAGAUGGACGAUACAGAGCAAUGUGUGAUCCACCCUGCAGCUAAUUCAAGUACUUUGUCUUCUUUAGACUCUCUCUUAGAAUCCUCAAUGAGUGACCCAACUACAGUUUCGCUAAAUCUGGACGACUGCGUAGUGGACGUAGUUAAACACGGCAGUUCCAAAGCUCCCGAAUGCAAUCGGAAUAUAGACACCAACAUUUUGCAUGCAGAGUCCGUUCCAGACCCCCUAAUUCCAGUGGAUUCAAUGAUGACAACCCAACCUUCAGACACACGACUCUUAGAGUCUAUACUGCAAGAUCUUGAGGAUUUUUUACCAGUGGUGGAAGAACAUGCGGUGCCAAACCCCAAAAACACUGUUAGCCCUCAACGUGACCAAACAAACCUGAAAGGAGAGUCAGAAGGAUUGGAGAACAGAAACACAGACAGUGAUGAACAACAAGAGACGGAGGCUAGCUAGAACUUAAAAUUUCAUUUAGCCAGACUUGUGUGUGUUUGUUUUGAUAAACUCAUUCAAAGACUGGAAUGAAUUAAUGGAUUGUAGAAACAUUGUUUUUAUUGUUAAUAUUUAUGUUUUCAGUAAUUCUCAGACUUGGUGCUGACUUAUGAUGUGACACCAGUCCCAAAUGUACAGAACAUCUCCCAAAAAACUGUUAUGUUAGGAUGAUGAUCCUCAUGCUACUAAACAUUCACACUAAUGACGCUUUUCCAUUGCAUAAUAACCCACAGUUUUUGGUCGGGUCAGCUUACUUUUGGGGGCUUUUCCACUGGGUACAGUAAGUAGUACCCGAUACUUUACAGGGCUCGAAAGUGCGAUCUAAUUUUUCAAUGGUGCGCCUGAGGUUGCACCAGUGCGACCAGCCGUUCAAGUGAAAAACUUGCAACUCGAAAGUCUACUUCUGGUUCAACAACAGAUGUACAUUAGACACACACAUACACCGUGGUCUAAACCAAUAAGAUAGUAAAGAGCGGACACCUCCCUCAUUAUGGGCGUUUCACACGGUACGCGGCAACCGCAAGUUUUUAGUUCUUUUUCAAUAGGAGACGUGCGGAAAGUGGCAAAACCGGGGCGGAUACAAAGGUGAAGCGCAGUGUGCAGCCCUAAAAAACUGUCCCUUUUAAGGACACGGCACUUCACGGCAGGCACCGUUGAAGAUAGACAUGUUUGCGCUAAAUGCUGUACAAAACGCUUCCACUAUACACGAGAAAGCUGAAACCGCGCGGCGAUUCCGCCGCGUACCGUGUGAAACGGCCUUAAUUAUGAGCAAAUAUAAUGACACGCCUAUAAUCCCUCCCACCCCGAAGUGUUACUAAACUCAAUGGAAAAACUAACCAAGCCAAAGUGAGGUGAGCUGACCCGAUCUGACCUAAACCAAACCGUGGGGUACUAUGCAAUGGAAAAGCACCAUAAAGGACCACAUCAGUGCCUAUUUGAAUUAUAAGCAGCCCAACACUGAAGAGCCGAGUGCUCUGCUAUAAUCCGUUUCACUAUUUCUGAUUCUCUCAUACUUCAUCUUACUCUUUAAGACCCAGCAGAGAUCUGCCAGCCUAGUUAAUAUUCAUUAUUAUGAGCUAAUAAGGCCUCCCCACUCAACUUCUGAUUUGCCGUCUUUGGUAGAAGAAAGUUCUGUAAGAUUUUCCCUGUGACCCAUCUGAUCUUCUUAAAGAGAAAAGUGUCUGUCAAACUCAGGGAACAGGUGAAGUUCACCUUCAUGUCUCUGUUACUGUGUGUGUACAUGCGUGUGUGCGUAAAAGAUAAAUUUUACUUGUCACUGUACACACAAAGCCUUCUUGACUAUAUAAUGUCAGCAAUCGAUCAAUAAAAUCCUGGAACACUGA
Messenger RNA from Misgurnus anguillicaudatus (oriental weatherfish), 4480 nucleotides. RefSeq names its product topoisomerase I binding, arginine/serine-rich b (gene toporsb). Lineage: Eukaryota; Metazoa; Chordata; Actinopteri; Cypriniformes; Cobitidae. Gene Ontology annotation, molecular function: metal ion binding; ubiquitin protein ligase activity. Gene Ontology annotation, biological process: protein monoubiquitination; protein polyubiquitination. The record is from RefSeq and is a predicted model, not a curated record.